Molecule: messenger RNA, 4163 nt
Organism: Pecten maximus
Lineage: Eukaryota; Metazoa; Mollusca; Bivalvia; Pectinida; Pectinidae
Product: protein smg8-like
Exons: 22
Coding region: 69-3092 (1007 amino acids)
Biological process (GO): nuclear-transcribed mRNA catabolic process, nonsense-mediated decay
Source: RefSeq, a predicted model, not a curated record
CUUGUUUCUUCAUAGUCAUAUAUGAAAACUGACUUCUUCGGAUUCUCUCGUAGAUUUUGUAUAAAAAAAUGGCUGCGCCCUUAGGAGUGUUGUCGUUUCCAUUGGAACUGGAUCCCCACACUAUCCCAAACAAGGACAAGAAGGUGGUAGUGGUCUCCAUUAUUGGUAAGAGUGAACUAUGUGGGUUUGCCUCCAAAGCCUCCAUCCUCAACCCGCUGUUGGAGAAGGAUGUAUUCAAGUGUGUACCAGAGGCCCAGAAAUCAAAUACAGAAAAAGGAGAUGUGGAAUGCUACUAUGACAAUGAGGGUCAGGCUGUGUACCUCCAUCAUCGUAGUCUUUAUGAUGUCCACCGACUAGCCACAUUGUGUCAAAGACUGGUAGAAGCUGAGUCCACACAGGACCUAUUCUCACUCUGGCAAAAGGACGAGUACAAGAGCACUAAAACUCUACUGUGGAUGUUUAGUGUGUCCCAUAUUGUCUUGCUUUCACAUCCUGGGUCAUCGUUUGACAUCAGCUAUGUCCGGAUGUUUAGGACACUUGACACCAUAAGAUUGAAGUUACAGCAUUGUGUGACAGAACAGUUACAGGGCCUGCCUGUAUCCAAGGACUGGUACCACUCUGGGCGACCAUGUUCCCCACGUGUCUUGUUCAUCUUUAACAAGUCAGGCAAACAUGAAGCACUCUCUGAUGAUAACGAUACUGGAACAAUCAGUAAAAAAUCAUCUCUAGCACGUAAAUCCCAGCACAGCAUGGAGGAUCAGAUAUACCGCAUCCUGCGUAAGUCUAGAGUCAUCACUAAUAUCAGUAACAACUCACUGUUUGCGGUGCCAGCUAACCAGGAGUUUGUGUUCCUACAUGGCCACCAGCCUGAGGUAACAGACCCAGUCCAGCUGUACUUACAACAGCUCAGAAGUAACAGCACACUCAACAAAGACUCAGAUUCUCCCAGAAGUUAUCAGGCCAAUAGGAGGUCAGCACAGUCUGGUCCACAAGACGCCACAAGGUCGUCGUCACGGACACAGAGAUCAGGCAGCUGCUCCAAUUUUAAAGAAUUCCUGUCCCACCACAUAGAGACAGCAUUGGGACGUGGCUUUGAUGACAACGUGGGACGUAACCCUGUCCCACCCAUCUUUGAUGUGCCAAGUUGCCAGACCUGGUUCAAUGUUUCUUCAAAACUCUAUAACUUCUUCUUCGGGGGUACUGUCAGUGGAAAGGCACAGGCUACAUUUAACACCCUCAAAAGUCUUCUGGAGACGGAUAUACGCUUCUCCGAAAACCGGUGUAACAAGGUUCUACCCCUGGCUGAGGCGGCGUACCAGGAGGGUCUACCUACUCACUACAUCACCAACUUCCACCUGACCAAGUUAGCCCAGGCUCACCGUGUAUUUUACCAAUUUGCCCGAGGCCCUGCAUGUGAAAAGUACCUUAAACAGUUAGAAGCUGCCUGUGAAAAAUACUGGAAAAAUGGCCACCAGCUGUGUGAGGAAGUCAGUCUCACAGGGAACCAUUGUGUGAACCCAUUACAUCGACUUCCCGAGGAGGCGGAGAUGGAGGAUAAUGCACAUCUACCUGUGAUGUCUCACUCCAGCCAAAUGAAGACCAAGGCAGUGUGUAACUGUGGACGUAAGCAAGCCGACAAGGAUGACCCGUUUGACCACAAGGCAGCAAACUUUGACUUUUAUGAUGCCCUGGAGAAGUUGUGUUGUGUUGAACUGCAACAUAUUGAGAUGCCAGUGUUUCAGCCAAGUACCACAGAGGUACGGGCGUGUCAGCUCCUGACCACACCCGACAGUAAAACGGUCAACAAGGAUACAGGAGCCAAGCAGGACAUCAUCUCCGGAAUGACCAACCUGAGUCUGGCUCUCAGUCUAGGUCAAUCUGGUGCAAGCGACUAUUUUGGUCAUCAUGAAGGAACCAAUGGAGGCAGUUUAACCACAGAGGACUUACCAUCGAAGACACCUGAUCAGCAGUGCGAGACAGGUACGAGUGACCACUUGGAGGAAGUGAUUAGUAAAACACCUGAUCAUCAACAGGGCGGAACCGGAACAAGUGACCAUGAUGAGGUAACCAAGGAAGGGGCUGUAAGUGGAAACCAAAAGGAGACAGCUAAAUCUGGAGAAACAGCAGCUGAUGUAGUGAAGGAGGUAGGGGAUUCCCCAGUGGUCCAACAGAGUGAAGAGGUGGAACAAAGGGAGACAACUGCAGCUCCACAGGAUGACCUGGCUGAUUUAGGGAGUGAACACAUUGACCAUACAUCAGAUCCUGUCACAGAUUUACCAACCUGUACAGUGGAGGAGGUGAAGGACAUCACCAUGUCGGAGUCUGAACUGAUGGCCCUGCGACAACACUCUACAACAGAAUACCUGCCUGGGAUGCUUCACUCCGAGUCACCUCUCGGCCUGCUUCCAAAGUUCCCCUCCUGGGCGCUGACCUGUCUUGGCAAGAGCACUCUGUACUCCCACACAUUAGGUUUAGAGUUACCUGGUUUCCUGCAUGGAAGUAAUUAUCUCCUACCCUGGGAUAUCACUGCUAAAAUUGAAAAGGAAAAAUGGCCGUCUGUCGGGGAGAUGGCAUCAAGGAAGGGCAAACAGAAGAAAAUAAGUCCUAAAGAUGUUGGCGAGUUGAAUGUCCGUGUGUUCCUGGGAGAUGAAUAUGAAUGUCCACGUGGUCAUCGGUUUUUCUGUAGUGGCCCUGAGAAAAUAAUCAAGGUCUCCAAUACAAGUACUGUCAAGGACAACGCCACCAAACUGGUGAACCUAGACAUGCCACUCUACUGUUCCUGCCCCCACUGUAGGAGUUCCAAGGGCUACAUGGCUCAGCUGAUGCGACUCUAUAUCGUGACCCCAGACAGCCCCCUCAGAAUCACCCUCUGUCCCCAGAUACAGCCAGCACCCCCGCCCUGCCCCCAGUUUGGCCUCGGCCUUGAUGGACCUGUGGAACUGCCCCCUGGUGGACUCUGGUGUCUGCGUAUACCACACGUAUACAUGGGUGAUGCAGGUCCAUACACGAUGCCCUCUGACCCCCAGAGUCUACAACACUGUCACAUGCUGAAGGGGGUGUUUAACUACAAAGUUUCCUCCCCAGACUCCUGAAGGGAUUUUGAAAGGACUAUUACCCACUCAUGGGAUAUCUGAAAGGAAUUUGGAGGGACCAUUUCCCGCUCCUGGGAUACCAGAAGGGGUCUACACAAUUUUGGAAGGCAACUCCUCCUCCUAGGACCUCGAAGGUCUUGUCAUGGUUUGGGAGAGGUCCUCACCUACCUUAGGACACCUGAAGAGAUCUUCACAACUUAGGAAAGCGUCUCUUUCUCCUAGGUCUACUGAAGGACUAGUUACUCUUUUGGAGGGACCCUCUCCCGCCUGAAGGACUAGUUACUCUUUUGGAGGGACGCUCUAACACCUGAAGGACUAGUUACACUUUUGGAGGGACCCUCACCCGCCUGAAGGACUAGUUACUCUUUUGGAGGGACCCUCUCCCGCCUGAAGGACUAGUUACUCUUUUGGAGGGACCCUCUCCCGCCUGAAGGACUAGUUACUCUUUUGGAGGGACCCUCUCCCGCCUGAAGGACUAGUUACUCUUUUGGAGGGACCCUCUCCCGCCUGAAGGACUAGUUACUCUUUUGGAGGGACCCUCUCCCGCCUGAAGGACUAGUUACUCGUUUGGAGGGACCCUCUCCCGCCUGAAGGACUAGUUACUCUUUUGGAGGGACCCUCACCCGCCUGAAGGGAUUUAGUGAGACCAUAUCUCACUCCAAGGAAAACAGACCUUCACAAUUUUGGAAGAAGUCUCACUCCUAGGUCUGCUGAAGGACCUGCCACAAUAUGGUAGUGAUCAUCCGUCACUCCUCAAGAUACAAGAGGUAUUCCUCAAUCCCAGAGCUCGAAAAGGCCUGAUGAAUUACAAAAUUAGCCUCACUAACUGGGACUUUCUAAAAUUAUCCACACAGCAGAUGUGGAAGGUAUCAACCGUCACCAGGAUGUCAGGACUUUUAAUGUUGUCAACACCAGGCUUUAAGCUGAAGAAUGUGAUGACAAAGCGUGGGAGUAAGGAAGAAACCGGUCACUAUGGUUACAACAGAUGUGAAGGCAAGUCUACAUGCCGGUUGUUUAAUUUACUGUUGACUUAUUUAUUUACAGAAUAUUAAAUGUGUGUUUUUAAAUGAA